AUGGAGGGUCUCUGCCGACGCCGGCGCUGGCCAGAGCCUCUCUACGAAUCCAGUGCCAGCACGACCGGGUACACCUGCAUUGUUCGCGUCAACAAUCGAGAGUACCAGACGGAUGUUGUUUGCGAAUCCGAGAUCCUUGCCCGGGAGAAUGCAGCGACGCGGGCCUACCUCAUCUGUCGCAAUUUCUCCGUCAACGAUGGCAUGUAUCCGGCGGGCCAUGAUCAUGGAGGAGUUGUCCAGGGGAUUCCGGUGGCGAUCGGUACGGGCAGAAAGCCUCGGUAUAUGGACGAUACCGAUGCUUCGAGCAGCGGUGGGAGUAGGAGUGGAGGAAGUAGUCCGGAAGGCUACGAAAGUGGCCGGCUCAAUCGUGAACGAACCAUCGUUCCAUCAAGGGCUUUAGCAUUCGAAAACCGUGGCAUCUAG
Messenger RNA from Aspergillus tanneri, 423 nucleotides. RefSeq lists its product as uncharacterized. Bases 1 to 423 code for a protein of 140 amino acids. Lineage: Eukaryota; Fungi; Ascomycota; Eurotiomycetes; Eurotiales; Aspergillaceae. The record is from RefSeq and is a predicted model, not a curated record. The transcript is spliced from 2 exons.